This is a messenger RNA of Amorphotheca resinae ATCC 22711, 1119 nucleotides long. RefSeq lists its product as hypothetical. Gene Ontology annotation, biological process: lipid metabolic process. Lineage: Eukaryota; Fungi; Ascomycota; Leotiomycetes; Helotiales; Amorphothecaceae. The record is from RefSeq and is a predicted model, not a curated record. Gene Ontology annotation, molecular function: phosphoric diester hydrolase activity. The transcript has 2 exons. Bases 1 to 1119 code for a protein of 372 amino acids.
AUGGAGUGGAUGAGAAGAGUCCGGGCCCAGCGAGCUAUGGCACAUAUGAAAGCGAAAACAGGCCCUGAAGUUGAAGUAUCAGAAGUGGUGAUGGAGGAAGGGCUCGGCCAAUUCUCUCAAUCUGAAAAGUCAACCUCCCGCUGGAGAUUACCUUCUUACCGAAAAUCUUCUUUGGGGAGUGAGGAACCGCCAACCACCGGUCUCAGCAAGAUAGUAUCUUCCUGGGUAGAGCCCGGUACGGCUACGCCAGCCCCACCUUCAUGGUAUCCGGACUUCAGUCGAGAUAUUAUCCCAAAGGCAAUACAUUCACACAACGAUUAUUGGCGACAAGUGCCAUUAUUUGAAGCCCUAUCUGAUGGGGUCACUGGCGUGGAAGCCGAUGUUCACUUGAUCAAUGGAGAACUAUAUGUCGCACACAGCAAUUCUUCAAUCCGUACGAACCGCACCCUACGUUCCCUUUAUCUCGACCCUCUCACUUCCAUUCUGAAUAAUCAGAACUCCGAUAAUGGAACCAAUAAUAGCACAUCAAUCAAGGGGGUAUGGGACGUUGACCCAUCCCGAACUUUGGUGAUGAUGAUAGACAUGAAAACUGAAGGCACCGCCACUUUCGAUGCUGUGCAGGAACAGCUUACCCCCCUUCGCGAGAAGGGAUGGCUCACUGUUUGGAACGGCACAUCCAUCAUUCCCGGUCCUAUAACAGUUGUUGGAACCGGAAACACCCCCUUCAGCUCCGUUCUCAACUCCACGUCCACAAAUUCUACCUACCGUAGCAUCUUCUUCGAUGCACCAUUAAACAAUCUCUCCUCUGCCUACAAUAUUUCCAACUCUUAUUAUGCGAGCACCUCAAUCACGGCGCUUUUCGGUGGUCCACAUAAGUUUCCGCUUUCGGGCUUGACGCAAACGCAGUUGGCGACCCUGAAGACGCAGACUACGCGAGCAAGCGAAUUGGGACUGGUGAGCCGGUAUUGGGAUAUUCCAGGGUGGCCUGUGGUGCGAAUGAUGACAAUUUGGCGACAACUUGAGGAGCUUCAGGUUGGUAUGUUGAACGCAGACGCGAUCGAUGAAGCUGCGAGAUUCAAUUGGCGAUGGUGUAACAUACUUGGCCUGCAGCUAUGCUAG